AAACUCCUGCUUUUGCGAGAGAGCGAGAAGAGGGGCUGAUUAGGGAUGGCGGCAGCUUCAGCCCGGCAAACGAUGGAGGCAAUGGCGGAGGGCAUGUCGGCGUCUGGGAGGACAGCAGAGAAGCUGAGCCUCCCGACUCUACAAUCUAGAAUGAAGUGCGAUCCGGAGGGAUACGAAGCGGAGCUGAGCUUAGUUUACAGCCAAUUCAAGUCAUAUGUGGAGCUCUUUGAGCAACAGGCGGCCAUGACCUUCGUCUCCCACAGCGGCGUCGGUAAUGAUUCCACUGUCUCCAAGGAACUCGGUGACAGGGCUUCGUUCUUGGCCCAUGUCACUCCGUUCUACCCAAAGCAGCUUGCCCAAUUCCCUAAAGAGCUUGCUCAGUUCCUUCGUUCAUCUGCCCGGUCUCUGCCUUCCGGCCUCCGGGUUCAAGUUGCCCAAUCCGUGAUUCUUAUGAUUAACCGGAAGAUGGUUGACAUCCCGGAUACACUAGAGUUAUUCAUGGAGCUACAGACUCUAGGCGACAAAGUUAUUAGGCAAUUAGCUUUCUCACAUGUUAUUCAUAGUAUUCGACGUAUGAAUCAGAAGCAUAAAAAUGACCCUAAGAACAAGCAGCUUCAGAAUAUCUUGUUUGCUAUGCUGCAGAAAGAAGACGAAACAAAAGCAAAAAGAGCACUCAUCACUCUCCGUGAACUCCAUAGGAGAAAGGUUUGGUUUGAUGAGAGGACAUCAGAUGCUAUAUGUAGUGCUUGCUUUCACACCUCAUCAAGAAUCAUGAUCGCUGCACUUUCAUUCCUUAUUGAUUAUGAGAAGGUUGAAGAUGAUGGCGACAGUGAUGGUUCAGACAGUGAAGAUGACCAGAAUACUCAACAGCCUCAAGUUGCGAUAAAUAAAGAGGCUGUUUAUAAGGCAAAUAAGAAGGGCACAACAUCUAGCAAAAAGAAAAAGAAAGCGAAGUUACAGCGUGCUAUUAGGAACAUGAAGAGGCAGCAGCGGUUACAAUCAGAUAACAGUACCAACUCAAACUAUUACUCACCACUAAACUACUUGAAAGAUGCACAGGGAUUUGCAGAGAAGCUCUUUUCUCGUCUUCAAAGUUGUAAUGAGAGGUUUGAGGUCAAGAUGAUGAUGCUGAAAGUGAUUGCAAGAACUGUUGGACUUCAUCACUUAAUCUUAUUAAACUUUUAUCCAUACCUUCAGAAAUAUGUGCAGCCCCAUCAACGAGAUGUAACUAACUUAUUGGCAGCGGCUGUUCAGGCCUGCCAUGACAUGGUGCCACCUGAUGCUGUUGAACCACUUUUUAGGCAAGUAGUCAACCAGUUUGUUCACGAUCGAUCCAGGCCAGAGGCAAUCUCUGUCGGGCUUAAUGUGGUCAGGGAAAUGUGUUUGCGAGUGCCCUUGUUGAUGACAGAGGAUCUUUUGCAAGACCUUGUAUUAUAUAAAAAAUCACAAGAGAAGGCUGUUUCUUCUGCUGCUCGAUCACUUGUGACAUUAUUCAGAGAGAUUUGUCCUACACUGCUUAUCAAGAAGGAUAGAGGACGCCCUUCUGAUAUAAAAGCAAGACCAAAGGCAUUUGGUGAAGUGAAUGUUGUGAGCAAUGUUCCUGGAAUUGAAUUGUUGGAAGAGGAUGACGAGGAGAGUGAUAAUGAUGUGGAAGGCGGGUCCAUCGUUUCAUCCGACAAUGAUAAAGUAGGUGAUGAAGAUCUUUCCCCUGUUGAAGAUGACGAGCCUGAUGAUGAUGCUUCCGAACAUGCACUCAGUUUAUCUAGUGACGAGUGUGAAAUUGAUGAUGAAGAUUGCAGUGAUAUUGACAACACUGAUGAGGUAGAAGAAGAAAAAAUGCCUGACGAUGAAGAUUCUGAUGACUAUUUAAGUGAAGAGAAUAAUGAAGAUGAGUUUGAUGACCUGUCUUGUAGUCUAGGUACUAGUAGUACUCAAGGUCCUUACGGUGGGGAAAAUAAAUCCAAGGCAAAGAAAAGGAAGUUUGAUGAUUUUGAUGAAAAGCUGCAAGCUUCUAGUAAUAGUCUUAGGGCGCUAAAGAAAUUAGCAGGAUCAAAACUUGGAAACGAUUCUUCAGAAAAUGCACAAGAUGGCAUUCUAUCCAAUGAGGACUUCCAAAAGAUUAAAGAGAUGAAGGCUAAAAAAGAAGCUAGAGUUGCUUUGACCAAGACUGGAUUUAAACUUCCUAGCUCAGACGAACUUAGUUCCAAAAGAGUUAACGCCUCAAAACUUGAGGCUAAUAUAAAAAAGAAGUUAAGCAGAGAAGAAAAGCAAGCAUUAAUGAAAGCUCGCAGGGAGGAGCGAGGAAAGUACCAGGCUCGUGCUGCUAUUAAGCAGAAAAAGACUGGUGGUACAAGCAAUGUGCAAAAACAACGCAAAAAGGUUAUGCCAAUGGCUGCAAAUAGAGAAAGGUUUACAAAAAAUAGAGAGAAAAAGAAGAUAAAACAACAGCGAGCUGGGAAGCAAUUCAGAGGAAGAAAAGCAUGGAAGUGACGCGCAACAUUGCAACAUUUUUUUCUUCCUAAUUUCAAUUUUGUGUCCCUCUUGGUUCUACAGAAAAAUAAUCUCAGUUUUGUUCUGAUUAUUUUUAUCAAGGAAUCAUUUGUAUUUUUUAACAUUAACAGUUAUUUAAUCAUUUCAGAUUUCUACAUCCUUUUCCUUUGGAUUAUAAAGGUGUAUAGUUGUGCUUCCUAUUCAAUGAAACUUGAUUGCUAUACCAUAA
This is a messenger RNA of Cuscuta epithymum, 2719 nucleotides long. Lineage: Eukaryota; Viridiplantae; Streptophyta; Magnoliopsida; Solanales; Convolvulaceae. The record is from the annotation of a GenBank genome assembly.